Messenger RNA from Homarus americanus (American lobster), 2172 nucleotides. Its product is annotated as actin cytoskeleton-regulatory complex protein SLA1-like. The record is from RefSeq and is a predicted model, not a curated record. The transcript is spliced from 4 exons. Bases 1 to 2172 code for a protein of 723 amino acids. Lineage: Eukaryota; Metazoa; Arthropoda; Malacostraca; Decapoda; Nephropidae.
AUGAAGCAGCAGCAGCCACCGGUACAACAAACCAUGCUACAGCAGCCACUCGCCACUCGGUACAACAAACUACACCAGCAGCCACUGGUACAACAACAAACCAUACAGCAGCAGCCACCUUCGGCACAACAAACUAUACAGCAGCAGCCACCGGCACAACAAACUAUACACCAGCAGCCACUCGGUACAAAUAAAGUAUACAGCAGCAAGCCACCGGUACAAAUAAACUAUACAGCAGCCACUCGGCAACAAACUACAGCAGCAGCCACUGGUACAACAAACCAUACAGCAGCAGCCACCGGUACAACAAACCAUACAGGCAGCAGCCACUCGGUACAAAUAAACCAUACAGCAGCAGCCACUCGGCACAACAAACUAUGCCAGCAGCAGCCACUGGUACAACAAAUCAUACAGCAGCCACUCGGUACAACAAACCAUACAGCAGCAGCCACUGUACAACAAACCAUACAGCAGCAGCCACUCGGUACAACAAACUAUACAGUAGCAGCCACUGGUACAAACUAUACACCAGCAGCCACUGCACAACAACAAAUUACACAGCAGCAGCCACUCGCAGCAGCCACUGGUACAACAAAUAUACAGCAGCCACCGGUACAACAAACUAUACAGCAGCAGUUACUCGGUACAACAAACUAUACACCAGCAGCCACUGGCACAACAAACCAUACAGCAGCAGCCAUCGGCACACAACAACCACAGCAGCAGCCACUCGGUAGAACAAACUAUACAGCAGCAGCCACUCGGUACAACAAACCAUACAGCAGCAGCCACUCGGUACAACAAACUAUACAGCAGCCACUGGUACAAACAACCACAGCAGCAGCCACCGGUACAACAACCAUACAGCAGCAGCCACCGGUACAACAAACUAUACAGCAGCAGCCACCGGUACAACAAACUAUACAGCAGCAGCCACUGGCACAACAAACUAUACAGCAGCAGCCACUGGCACAACAAACUAUACAGCAGCAGCUACCGCAGAACAAACUACAGCAGCAGCCACUGCAGCAGCCACACACGGCAAGGGGUCAAACUAUACAGCAGCAGCCACCGGUACAAAUAAACCAUGCCAGCAGCAGCGCCACUGGUACACAACAAACCAUACAGCAGCAGCCACCGGUACAACAAACUAUACACCAGCAGCCACUCGGUACAACAACCAUACAGCAGCAGCCACUGGUACAACAAACCAUACAGCAGCAGCCACCUCGCAUAAAUAAACUACAGCAGCAGCAGCCACCGGUACAACAAACUAUACAGCAGCAGCCACUCGCGCCAACAAACUACAGCAGCUACUCGGUAGAACAAACCAGUACAGCAGCAGCCACCGGUACAACAACCAUGGCUGUUACAGCCACCGGCAACAACAAACCAUACAGCAGCAGCCACCGGCACAACAACCAUACAGCAGCAGCCACCGGCAAUAACAAAACCAUACAGCAGCAGCCACCGGUACAACAAACCAUGUGCUGCUGGUUAACAGCCACUCGGCACAACAAACCAUACAGCAGCAGCCACUCGGUACAACAAACCAUACAGCAGCAGCCACUGGUACAACAAACUAUACACCAGCAGCCACUGGUACAACAAACCAUGGGCAGUGGCGCAGCCACUCGCACAACAAUCUAUACAGCAGCAGCCACUCGGCACAACAAACUAUGCUGGCAGCAGCCACCAGCACAACAAACCAUACAGCAGCAGCCACUGGUACAACAACCAUACAGCAGCAGCCACCGGCACAACAACAAACUAUACAGCAGCAGCCACUCGGCACAACAACAUAUGCAGCAGCCACUCGGUACAACAAACCAUACACCAGCAGCCACUGGCAUAACAAACCAUAUGGUAGAGCAGCCAACGGGUACAACACCCAUACAGCAGCAGCCACUGGUACAACAACCACGCUACAGCAGCAGCCACCGGUACAACAAACUAUACAGCAGCAGCCACUGGUUACCCAAACUAUACAGCAGCAGCCACUCGGUACAACAAACCAUACAGCAGCAGCCACUCGGCACAAUCAAUCCAUACAGCAGCAGCCACUGGUACAACAACCAUACACCAGCAGCCACUGGUACAACAAAUCAUACACCCAGCAGCCACCGGUACAACAACCAUACACCAGCAGCCACUCGGCACAACAAACUAUAA